GGGUUUUACGGAGUCUUUGCUGUUCAUCAAGAUUCCUUGACUUUUACUAGUUUGUUUAUUUAUUUAUGUAUUUUUUAAACAAGUUGUUUAUAAUUCCUUCCUUUUCUUUUCUGAUUCUACCGUCUCCCUCUCUUCAUCCGUCGUUGACUCGCUGUUUACCGGUCGGGUUACCUCCGUUCGCACUGGAUGUUAUGUGUGGGAUCCUGAGAUUUAGGAAAGCGUGAGAUUCAAAAGCUUCGUAACACAAUACUAUCUUAUUGGGAGAAACAAGAAUUAAACAAGAAUCAACCUAUAACUCAUAAUGGUUGAGCUCAAUGAAAUAUCUGAAGAAGCUUCAUCUUCUUCAUCAAUUGAAGCUCAUAGAUAUGACAUAUUUUUAAGUUUUAGAGGUGUUGACACUCGUCAUAGUUUCACGAAUCACCUUUAUAAUGCCCUCAUUCAUGCCAAAAUCACUACCUUCUUGGAUGAUGAAGAGAUUGAAACCGGGGAAGAUUUGAAACCAGAAUUGGAGAGUGCAAUUAAAGCAUCUAGGGCUUCUAUUAUCGUGUUGUCCAAGAAUUAUGCUACUUCCACUUGGUGUCUUGAGGAAUUGGUGUUGAUUCUUGAGCAGCGUAGGACAUCUAAACUUAUUGUAAUCCCUAUAUUUUAUCAUGUUGAGCCGACCGAUGUCAGGAAGCAACAAAGUAGCUUUGGAGAUGCAAUGGCUAAGUAUACACGGAUGAUGGAGGCGGAGACAAAUGCAGAUAAAAGAUAUCAAUGGGCUCAAAAGAUGGACCGAUGGAAUAAAGCGCUUACAGAAGUUGCUGAUUUAAAAGGGGUGGAUGCAAAUGGCAGGCUAGAGGUGGAGCUUAUUGAUGAAAUUGUUAAGGACAUCUUCCGUAGAUUACACAUAUCCUCAAGGUUUCCACUGCCUCAGCUUAUUGGGAUGGAUGAUUCCAUUAAGUUUGUUACUUCAUGGUUGAAAGAUGCAUCAUCACAUACGACAGAUAUACUCACUAUUUUGGGAAUGGGUGGAAUUGGGAAGACAUCUUUAGCCAAAUAUGUCUAUGCGUUACAUUCUCAUGAAUUUGACACAAGCAGUUUCAUUGAAGAUAUUAAUAGGAUAUGUGAUGAAAAAUCAAAUGGGAUGAUUGAUGUACAAAAACAACUCUAUGAUGACAUUUCAAAACCGAGUUCAGUUCAAAUUCAUGAUGGCUCUAUAUACACCUCAAUGAUAGAGAAUGCAGUAGCCCGAAAAAAAAUGUUUCUAGUUCUAGAUGAUAUUGGUACUAUCAACCAAUUAGAUGUGUUACUUGGAAGCAAAGGUUUUCAUCUGGGAACCAAAAUCAUAAUAACAACAAAGGACGCAUGGUUGACAAAUAGUUGUGCACUAUUCAAAAAGAAUGUUAAACCCGAACAUACAACGUACAAGCUUAAAGGCCUUUCUGAGAUUGAUUCACAAAAACUUUUGUGUUUUCAUGCAUUUAUGUGCAACGAUCCCAAGGUAGGUUAUGAGGAGGUGUCAAAAAAGCUAGUCAAGUAUUGUGAAGGACAUCCAUUGGCUCUUAAAGUUUUGGGUAGGUCUCUAUAUAAUCGUGAUGUAUCUUACUCGGAGGGGUACAUGGAAAGGCUAAAGAACGAAAAUGGCCCCCCUAUAAGUAAUGUCUUGAGAAUGAGUUUUGACUCUUUGCCAUUCAAAAAUGAUAAAGACUUGUUUAAGCAUAUUGCUUGUUUUUUCGUUGGAAUGGAUAGAGAGGCUACUGAAACAAUAUUAGAAGCAUGUGAUAUAGAAACAAAAACUGGGAUCACAAAUCUCAUCGACAAAUGCCUUCUUAGUAUUAGAUGGAAUAAUGAAUUGAUGAUGCAUCAGUUGGUUCAAGAGAUGGGAAAAUUUGUGGUUUGUGAAGAAUCACCUUACAAGCCAUGGGAACGAAGUCGAUUAUGGGGUUAUGACUCAUUUAGAGUGUUGAAACAGAAAAAGGGUACAGAAAAUGUUCUUGGCCUCACCCUUGACAUGAGCAUGCUUGAGAAAGAGAAGUUACAAGGGUCACUUGAGUUGAAAACAGAUGCAUUGAGUAAGAUGGAUAUGCUAAUGCUGCUACAACUCAACUAUCUGCAAAUCACCGGAUCUUACAAGAAUUUUCCAGAAGAAUUGAGAUGGUUGUGUAUGCAUGGGUUCCCUUUGAAGUCUUUACCUUCAGACUUACCAAUGGAGAAUCUGGUUGCUCUUGACAUGUCAUAUAGCAAUAUUGAAUCAUUUGGGAUUUUUUAUAGUUAUCCACAACGAAUUCAUACUAGGCUAAAGCAAUUGAUUGGAUCGUCCUCAGAAGAUAAAAGGUUGCUUGGAUCAUUGAAGAUUCUUAAUUUAAGUUUUUGUGAACAACUUCAUAGUCUUCGUGGAUUUGACCAUCUCCCAAAACUUGAGAGGUUAAUACUGAAAGGUUGUAUUGGUCUGCUUGAGGUUUGUGAAUCAAGUGAGCAAUGCGUUGAACUUAUCCUCAUUGAUCUGAGCUAUUGCAACAAGCUUGAAAAACUUCCAAGAAGCUUAGGCAUGUUAAAAAAAGUUAAAACACUAUUGCUAAACGGUUGCCAUCUUGGUGAAUCUCGAAUCAAGAUUAGGGAUACGAGUCCAUUGGAUAUGCUUAUGGCUUUCAACAUCGGCAUAAACACAAUAACCUAUCCUUCCACCAGUUUGGCGGCUAUACCAAGUUAUUCAAAGUUAUUUGCGAUUUCUUUACCGAGAUCUUUAGUACGCCUGUCACUUGCAAAUAAUAAUUUAUCCACCGAAUCUUUUCCCAUGGACUUCAGUUGUCUAUCCAUGUUAAAGGAAUUAUAUUUAAAUGGUAAUCCUAUGGUUUCCCUACCCAAUUGUGUGAGAAGUCUUCCUAGCCUCGAGACACUUAAUAUGAGAGACUGUAAUAUGUUGACAUCGGUCGAGCAUCCUCCACAAUCACUCACAUAUUUGGACCUCCAUUCUUAUCCUAAUAAGUAUUUGCUACGGAAAAUUGUAUUUGAUCCAAAAAUGUCACCACUUGAGUUCAUAAUAGACUGGAAGAUUUUAGCACCUUCAUCGUUUGAAAUUGAAGGCAUAGUGAAGAUCCAAUCAUUGGAAGGUGUUGAGGAAAAGUUAUUACAUAGUUUGGGGUGGACUAAGCUAGACUUCCUUAACGUCGAAAGGCGCUUGUCGGCUGAUGUUUCGGUUUCGGGUAUAGGAUCAGAAGAAUCUGAAAUCCAGAUGUAUUAUGAAUUUGGAAUAUUCAGCACAAUUUAUGGAGGUGGAGAGAUGCCAAAUUGGAUUAUGGAUAGAAGCAAGGGGCCAUCAAUAUCAUUUAGUGUCCCAUCGUUACCAAACAAGUUCAAGCUCAGAGGGUUGAAUUUCUGCUGUGUGCUAACAUAUCUAUCUGAUGAGUUCUUUUAUUUGCCAGCGAUCACAAUUAAUAAUAUAACAAAGAACCGCAUCUGGGUAUACGAACAUUACAUUCGUAGAGUUGAUGUCAUUGGAAAGAGUUUCACUUUGUUAAGUCAUUGGAUGUUUGGGAUGAAUGAGAUGGAAUGUGGUGACCACGUUUUUAUUACCAUGAAUAAAGACACAUUUAUUUGCCAUCAUGUUACAAUGGAGUGUGGGGUGAAUUUGAUGUAUGAUGACAGAGAAACAUAUGAAGAAGAAGAAGAAGACGACGUGUUGGGUUAUUACAAGUCAUGGAAUCAUAUCAUUGGUGGAGAUCUCAGCGGAUUUCAGGUAACAACAGGGGAAUACAUCCUAAGAAAAUGGCGAAUGGUGGGUGAGUUUGAUUCAUAUAUGCCAUCAUGUGAACGUUUUGGUAGAGAAGCCGUUUGCUUUAAAGAUAAGCGAGUGAAGUUCAAAGCUUUGUCCCAAAGCAAGUUUGGAGUAGCGGAGGAUGGCGCCUAAGUUUAUAAACAGUAUUCAAACCUCUACGGAUUGAGGGUAACGGAAGUGGGCUCUGGUGGAUAGCGGGCAGUACCGCCGAGGAGAUGGAUCCAAGCACAGAGAGUACCGCUAGAAGAAGGUUAAUGCGGGUUGUGGAACUCGCUCCACGGUUACAUUUUCAAUAUUUUUUUUUCUUUAUACCAUUAUAAAUACUCUCUUCAUACAAUUUCAAAGCCACACAUCUUCUUCUUUUCAAUUCCAUUCCAUUUUACUUUUUGAAUUUCUUUCUCAUUUCAAUUCAUUUUUUUUUUAAAACUGUGUUAUUCCUAGACCAAUUGUAUGCGUAGAAUAGUCAGAAAUCAAAAAGUGACGUUGGCCAGAGCAUA
Molecule: messenger RNA, 4254 nt
Organism: Lactuca sativa (garden lettuce)
Lineage: Eukaryota; Viridiplantae; Streptophyta; Magnoliopsida; Asterales; Asteraceae
Product: disease resistance protein RUN1
Biological process (GO): defense response; signal transduction
Molecular function (GO): ADP binding
Source: RefSeq, a predicted model, not a curated record